CGGUUCAAUUAUUCAUCGUCGACUCGUCAGUGUCUACCAAACCUUAAAAACGCUCACGCUCACGCUCACGCUCACGCUCACGCUCAUCUCCGAUCGGCUACGUUCUGGUGAUCCUCUCAACUCAUCGAUUUCGAAAGCAAAGUUAAGCUGAGGAUUGGAGGAAGAUGUCACAAGGAUGGUUCUCGAUGAGCAGCGGAGAUCAGCAGAAGGAGCAGCAGAAUCAAUCGGGAUCAUCUCUGCUCGCGGACUGGAAUUCAUACGCAGCCUCUAGAGAUGUCGAAGAAGGUGGCGGAAGCUUCGGUUUCGAUAUCGAAUCCGCCGUUAGAUCUGCCAACGACACCGUUUCGGGCACCUUCAGCGUUGUUUCAAAGGGAGUGAGAGAUAUUCCUGGGAGCCUGUCGUCAGCAACCAGCAGCAUGCCUUCAGGGAAAGCCCUCAUGUAUUUCGGUUUACUUCUCGCGAGCGGUGUAUUCUUCAUCUUCAUUGCCUUCACUAUGUUCCUUCCAGUCAUGGUGCUUAUGCCUCAGAAAUUUGCUAUUUGUUUCACCCUUGGAUGUGGAUUUAUCAUCGGAUCUUUCUUCGCACUUCGUGGCCCACAGAAUCAGCUCGCACACAUGACAUCCAUGGAGAGGCUUCCGUUAACCAUAGGUUUCAUUGCCACCAUGGUUGGUACCAUUUACGUAUCCAUGGUUCUCCACAGCUACAUUCUCUCGGUGCUUUUCUCUGUCUUACAGGUGCUUGCGUUGGUUUACUACUGUAUAUCAUACUUCCCUGGUGGAUCAUCGGGCAUGAAGUUCCUCGGUUCGGCUCUUACCUCAUCUGUUCUAAGAGUUUUUGGGAGAUGAGCUUUUCGCAGCCAAUCUCGGAAAAAGGACAGAACUUUACUUCUCUGGUGUAUAAAGAAAAGAUGUCAGAGCUUUUUUCGUGUUCUAAUUAACAUAGAUUUGAUGAAAAAUGUUUUGUUUGAAAAGACAAAUUGUAAUGGAAAAAUAUGUUGAAGGAAGAACUCAAGUAGCAAAUAUAUCAUAUGUUUAUU
This is a messenger RNA of Brassica oleracea var. oleracea, 1036 nucleotides long. RefSeq names its product protein transport protein sft2. Gene Ontology annotation, biological process: vesicle-mediated transport. The record is from RefSeq and is a predicted model, not a curated record. The coding region runs from base 165 to 845 and encodes 226 amino acids. NCBI's taxonomy places the organism in Eukaryota, Viridiplantae, Streptophyta, Magnoliopsida, Brassicales, Brassicaceae. Gene Ontology annotation, cellular component: membrane. The transcript is spliced from 4 exons.